Messenger RNA from Carica papaya (papaya), 423 nucleotides. Its product is annotated as E3 ubiquitin-protein ligase RSL1-like. Gene Ontology annotation, biological process: protein ubiquitination. The record is from RefSeq and is a predicted model, not a curated record. Gene Ontology annotation, molecular function: zinc ion binding; ubiquitin-protein transferase activity. NCBI's taxonomy places the organism in Eukaryota, Viridiplantae, Streptophyta, Magnoliopsida, Brassicales, Caricaceae.
AUGGCAAAGGUAGAGCAACGGAUACCAACAAUAACGUGCCCAACUGUGAAUUGCAAGUCAAUGCUUGAGCUUGACACGUGUAGGGCUUUGAUUUCGAAAGUUGUGAGUGAUCUGUGGGAAGAUAUUCUGUGCGAGGAGCUGAUAAAAGUAUCAGAAAGAUUUUAUUGCCCAUAUAAGAACUGCUCAAGAUGGUUUCUGAAGGACGUGGUUGAUGAGAAACCAGAGAAGGUUAUUAGAGAAUCAGAUUGUCUGUUCUGCCACAAACUAUUUUUUGCUGCUUGUUAUGUUCCAUGGCAUUUGGGAAUUGAGUGGGAAGAGUUUCAGAGGAUGAAUGACAAUGAAAGAGCAAAUGAAGCUCUUAUGCUGAGAAAGCUUACCAAAGAGAGAAAUGGAGAAGGUGUCCUAAUUGCAAUUUCUAUCUAG